Molecule: messenger RNA, 4602 nt
Organism: Ectocarpus siliculosus
Lineage: Eukaryota; Phaeophyceae; Ectocarpales; Ectocarpaceae
Source: the annotation of a GenBank genome assembly
AUGAGGCGGAGGCGGGCGUUGGGCGGGAAGGGACUACUGCUGUUGUACCUCCUGCUUGCCCUCAAGGGCCGAGUAGCAGCGGCGACUCGGAAGCAGGUUCAGAUUCGCCGAACCUUCUUCGGAACUACACGAUGGAGACAAACGUCAUACUGCAAGAGCCGGCACAGGGCGUUCCCCAAGAUGGAGCCAGCAGCGACAACGCUAGGGGUCCGGUCAUGGGGGUUCUACACGACGAAGAAUCGGGUAGCGAGGGAUCGGAUGGGGGCUCGGAGUCGCCCGACCUACUUCGGAGGCCAGCAAGCUACCUCAGCGCCACCAGAACCUCCUCCUCAAGAAACCAACCAGCCGUACUCCUGCGGCGUUGAGGUGAAGCCAGAGCGACGUGGUGCACAGGAUUCCACUUCGUCGGCCGCCGAACGACUCGACUAUCUCGCGACCCGCACACGGCUUGGAGACAACAGCUUUUCCACAGCGGCUGAACGGGAAAGGAGGGAUGCUGCUGCGGAAGGAAGCGCGUUGUCGGAUAAGACAGGGUUGGAGGGUGGGACUGGGACGCGGCCGAAAUAUAACCCGCCUCUGGAUAAAGGAUUCGAUUAUGGGGCGGAAGGUAGUGCCGGGAGGGAUGAGGAGAGCGAGACCUCAGCAAUGGCGCCGUCUGGCAUGCCGCCGACCACGGAAUCAACAACUUUGGGGGCAGGGAGUAGACAAGACUCAGCGCGAGACGAGGGUUUCUCGGCAAGGUCACCGAAGUCACCAACAAAAUCGGCGGCAGCGGGGAAUGUGGAUCGAUCAGGGGAUGCCCGCUGCAGCCACGGUUGCCUGGGCCUCCUCAAGGUUGACAAGGUCGGCACCACCGCCGGAAGAAUUCGGUGUUGCGCUGUAGGCAUAACACCGGGAGUAGAUCGAAAGCCUCCCCCGGCGAAAACCAGACCAGCACCAGGGUCAGCCGCAACGGACUCCAGACUUGCGAUUGGUGCGACCUAUUACGGAACCAAAGCCAACAUCCAGGCGAGCGCACCAAAAGGCGUCGGACUGGGAUCAACGAGGAUGCCGAAUCCGUACAAUCUAGCACCAAAGAAGGCGACGACGCGUUUGCCAGAAGACGUGCCUAACCCAUACAACGUUGUGGGCAACUCUUCCCGAGCUCCUGCCCCGCCCGGGAGCACGUCGGCUCGGGUACCAAACCCUUACGAUACUGUUCAGGUAUCUGCCCCCCGGGGGGGGGUGUCAGCUGCCGUGCCCAACCCGCACGACACGAAGCCCAGUAGUUCGAGAGUUUCUGUCCCCCCCGUGCGUGGUUCGGCUGGUCUGUCUACCCCACAAGAUGAUGCUGGGACGACUUCAUCGGUUCCUCCCCAGCCGCGUGCACCAGCUAGCGUGCCCAAUCCGUACGGUACCAUGGGCACCUCUUCGCGACUUCUUCCGGCCCCAGUGGGGCGUGCAACAGCUGUUGUGCCUAAUCCGUACGACAAGGCGGGCACUGCUUCGAGAGGCCCGGCCGCUGCUGUUCCCUCAAAGCAGGACGCGAAGCCUUCCCCUACGAUAAACCCGUGCUCGAGUGGCGACACUCCGAGAGCGCGAAUGGAUUCCGUACGGCGUCAUCAAGAGGCGAGUGGAUCCUCUGCGAUGAAUACCCGCCCGAGUGACACUUCGAGAGCACUUACGGACUCCGUACCGCGUCAGCAAGACGCGAGUGGAUCCUCCUCAGAUGGAAGCUGCAAAACUCCACCGGAGGUCAGGUUCGAGGUAGCGCAUCAACAGCUGUAUAAGAACUCGCGCUCUGGGACGACGGGGAGGGGUGGGAGAGGUCGUGGGAGGGGGAGGGGAAGGGGGAGGGGGUUCGGCAGAGGAGCAAAGCGAGGGUCUACGGCUCCUAGACCUGCCCAGGACGCCCUUGUGGGAGUUUGGCGAAGCAUGCCUGCUAAAAAGAAAGGAGAGAGAGGCACACAGUUCUAUAUUAGUCUGUCUGGGCAGAAGCUGAGCGGAAGGGAGGCUACCAGGGUUGCAGCAGAGGACCAAAAGAGAGUUAAGGAGGGACUUGGACCCGUGACGAAGGAUCGAUCGGCGAUAAUGAGGAUAGGGCAGGGCAAAGAGCCCCCGUCUUGCCAAGAGGCGCACGGUGGCGAGAAGUAUCUUCACGAGGACGCUCUCAAGCUCGGGACGUACAAGAUACCCGAGCAGCUCGUGGAGUCGUACGCUAAAAGCGCACCAACGAGUGGGGGUAAGACGCUGGUGGCAGAGCUGCUUCUCCUUCGGGCCCUCCUUAAGCACAGCGGGACGAUGGCAUUACUGGUGGUGCCGUACGUGGCCUUGGCACUGGAGAAGCGCGAUUACUUGAGAGACGUCUGGUCGCCUUUACAGCUGAACAUCCAAGCUUACCAUGGAGGGGAGGGGGGCGACGGUAGCGACAUGGAAGGCGUGAACGUGGCUAUCUGCACCAUGGAGAAGGCUAACUCCAUCGUCAACAGACUCGCCGAGGAGAAGAGACUCGCUGCCUUGUCAGCGGUAGUGGUGGACGAGAUGCAUCUCAUCGGGGACAGGGCGAGAGGCUUUCUCCUUGAGCUCAUGCUCACCAAGCAGAGGCUCUUGUGCCCCAAUAACGUCCAGCUGAUCUGUCUGAGUGCGACCCUGCCGAACAUCGAAUGCUUGGCCAAGUGGCUAGAUGCCUCGCUGUAUCGAACGGCGUAUCGACCGGUGGAGCUCCGUCAUUUCGUCUGCCAGGGGAGGGCGGUGUACAGGCCAACUCGAAUACGCGGUACCGGGGGGGGAGCGGCGGGGGGAGAUGACGAAGGGACCCUUGAAAAGGUGGUUGGAGGGGACAUCAAAAGGGUCGGAGGAACGUCGCCCAGUGCUGACCCCGAUGGGGUGGUGGAUCUUGUCAAGGAUGCUCUCGCAAGAGAUAUGUCUGUCUUAGUCUUCUGCAGCACCAAGAAAUGGUGCCAACAGACGGCUACCCUGCUCGCGAAGGAGGUUCUGUCCGACCGGAAUCGAGCAGCGGAAGGCGGCAAAGCCACCGAGCGCCGCAGAGGGGCGUCGUCUCCCACCACCGCUGACGACGUCCGAGAGAAGUUGAGGCAGACGCCGGUGGGGCUGGACGCGGACCUAUCGUAUCUGGUGGGCACGGGCAUCGCAUUUCAUCACUCGGGCUUGGUGGUGGAAGAACGAAGCAUCCUCGAGGAGGCCUUUAGGCAGGGAUCGAUCAGAGUUCUCGUUGCGACGUCGACUCUAGCCGCAGGCGUCAACCUUCCUGCUCAUCGAGUUAUCAUACGCUCUCCUUCGGUCGGAAUUGGCCUGCUGGAUUCCACGAGGUAUCACCAGAUGGCAGGUCGCUCUGGACGUGCGGGAGUUUCUAGAGGAGAGGAAGGGGGCAAAGCGGUGCAAGGGGUCGAUACGGCUCGCGGGGAGUCGUUCUUAAUCUUACCGAAAAACGUCAAGUUCACGCUGUCGGAUGCCUCCAAGCUGAUUUCCGCACCCCUCCCCAAGCUCGAAUCGGCGUUGAGGGAUGCCGAAGGCGGGGGACUAGAGAGAGCUUUACUGGAAGUUAUCGUUAGCAUGACAGUCACAAGCAGGGAAGGGGCUAGGAGGUUUAGCUGCAAAACUCUUCUGGCGGCGCAGAUUCCCGAGGACGAAGUGCUCAAGGCGUGCGAUUCGGCCAUGGCAUACCUGCUAAAGCACAACUUCGUCGUCCAACGAGGAGGCGACAGCGUGGAGGGGUGCGCGGACUACGACGUAGCUCCCACGCAGCUUGGAAGGGCAACCUUCUUUUCGGGCCUGUCCCCCUCGGCAGCGGUGGACGUGUUCGAAAGCCUCGACAAAGCGUGCCAGAACUUCGCUGUGGCGAGCGAUCUCCACGCCCUCGUCCUCGUAACGCCUCUGGACGGCAUCGAGCCUAACUGGGGUCGAUUCCGAGAGGAGUACUUGGCGUGCAGCACUGACGAUCCCGUUCGCGUGGUGGGGGAGUUGAUUGGCGUCGAGCUAGGGGUGCUCGUGGGUGCAGCUGGAAACACUGCGCCCAAGUACGGGCAAAGGAGUUAUGAAGUGUCCCGCGGGUCCAACCAUCACCGGAUGGUGGACUUGCAGCCCUACCGUAGACUCUACGGCGCGAUGCUUCUCCAGCAGGCAGUAGAGGAAGUGCCUGUCCGCAACAUGGCCGGAAGGUUGGGUAUCGAGAGGGGGGCUCUGCAGGCGUUGCAAAAGGAAGCGUCGGUGUUUUGCGGCAUGGUGGUCUGCUUUUGCCGGCAUCUUCAGUGGCACGAGCUGGCCAACGUCCUCUACAGCUUCCAGGACCGUCUUGGCUACAGCGCAAAGCCCGAGCUCCUUCCCCUUGUCCGCCUCAGCCGCGACCUGCCGCCUUUUCGUGCGAGGGCUCUGCUCAAAGCCGGCUACCCGUCUCCGCUAGAACUUGCCACCGCGGAUGCUUCUCGCGUGGCUGACGUGCUGCUGCGCUGUGCCCCGUUCCGCAGCGCCGGGUGGGACGAGUCUGUGGAGCGGUACCGAGCGAAGCAGGCCAGCCGCCUCGCUCAGAACGUCAUCCACCUAGCGAGUGCCGAAGUUAUGCGCCAAAUUCACCGCCGGCUAGCGAGCACCACCACCACACCAUAA